AGUGGGUCCGGGUUACCAACCGUCGCCGAGUUGACUUGGGAUUCCUGACUCUCUUUGAACGCUAUUCAUUUUGUCCCUAAGUCCUGAGCUUUACGUCGCCAUCCUAUUUUUUUUUUAAGUAACAGUCGUUCCCAGGUAUUCACAGAUAACGGGUUCAGAGGUCGUCGAAGGGAACACUACGUUUCCCAGGAGGCAACGCGAACCAACGCCUGCACUCUAUUUCCCAGAGUUCCCUGGGACCGGGCUUCUCGCACGGCCUCCCCUCAGAAGUUGGACGACGUCGGGGCCAAGAUGGCGACAGGGACAGGCAAACACAAGCUGCUGAGUACUGGUCCUACGGAGCCGUGGUCCAUCCGAGAGAAGCUGUGUCUAGCCUCUUCUGUCAUGAGGAGUGGCGAUCAAAAUUGGGUAUCAGUUAGCAGAGCAAUCAAACCCUUUGCAGAACCUGGCCGUCCUCCAGACUGGUUUUCACAAAAACAUUGUGCUUCCCAGUAUUCAGAGCUUCUGGAGACCACUGAAACUCCAAAACGGAAACGAGGAGAGAAGGGAGAAGUGGUGGAAACUGUUGAAGAUGUGAUUGUUCGGAAACUGACUGCUGAGCGAGUAGAGGAACUAAAGAAAGUGAUAAAGGAAACCCAGGAAAGAUACAGACGGCUAAAAAGAGAUGCUGAACUAAUUCAAGCUGGACAUAUGGAUAGCAGACUGGAUGAACUGUGCAAUGACAUUGCAAUGAAAAAGAAAUUGGAGGAAGAGGAGGCUGAAGUAAAAAGGAAGGCUACAGAUGCUGCAUAUCAGGCCCGUCAAGCAGUAAAAACACCCCCUCGGAGGUUACCCACUGUGAUGGUCCGAUCUCCUAUAGAUUCUGCCUCCCCAGGAGGUGACUAUCCACUUGGGGACAUGACUGCAGCUACUAUGGAAGAGGCCACCUCUGGGGUAAACCCUGGGACUUUGCCGAGUACCCCAGUCACCUCGUUUCCUGGGAUUCCUGACACCCUUCCUCCAGGCUCUGCACCCUUAGAAGCCCCCAUGACCCCAGUAACAGAUGAUUCACCCCAGAAAAAGAUGCUUGGACAGAAAGCAACACCACCCCCCUCCCCUCUGCUGUCAGAGCUCUUGAAGAAGGGCAGCCUCCUGCCUACUAGCCCCAGACUGGUCAAUGAGAGUGAAAUGGCUGUGGCUUCUGGCCAUCUGAACAGUGCAGGUGUUCUCCUGGAGGUAGGCGGGGUCCUUCCCAUGAUGCAUGGUGGGGAGAUACAGCAAACACCCAAUACUGUUGCAUCGUCCCCUGCUGCCUCAGGUGCUCCCACUCUUUCCCGGCUUUUAGAAGCUGGGCCUACCCAGUUUACCACACCUCUUGCUUCCUUCACUACUGUUGCCAGUGAGCCUCCAGUUAAACUUGUGCCACCCCCUGUAGAAUCUGUGUCCCAGGCUACCAUUGUCAUGAUGCCUGCGCUGCCAGCACCAUCCUCUGCUCCGGCUGUCUCCACUCCUGACAGUGUAGCUCCAGUGAGUCAGCCUGAUACCUGUGUUCCUAUGGAGACUGUGGGAGAUCCACAUACUGUGACUGUUUCCAUGGAUAGCAACGAAAUCUCUAUGAUUAUUAAUUCCAUCAAAGAAGAGUGCUUCCGAUCAGGGGUAGCAGAGGCCUCUGGCGGAUCAAAACCUCCCAGCAUAGACGGGAAGGAAGAUUUAGAUCUGGCUGAGAAGAUGGAUAUUGCUGUGUCUUACACAGGUGAAGAGCUAGACUUUGAGACUGUUGGAGACAUCAUUGCCAUCAUUGAGGACAAGGUAGAUGAUCAUCCUGAAGUACUGGAUGUGGCAGCAGUGGAAGCAGCACUGUCAUUCUGUGAAGAGAAUGAUGAUCCCCAGUCCCUGCCUGGCCCCUGGGAGCAUCCUAUUCAGCAGGAACGGGACAAACCAGGACCUCUCCCUGCACCAGAAAUGACGGUUAAGCAAGAGAGGUUGGACUUUGAGGAAACAGAAAACAAGGGAAUCCAUGAACUGGUGGACAUGAGGGAACCCAGUGUUGAGAUCAAGGUGGAACCUGCAGAACCAGAUCCAGGCAUUUCAGGGUCUGAAAUAGCUGGAGUUGUCCCAGCCCCAAGUAUGGAGCCACCAGAACUCAGGAGUCAGGACUUAGAUGAAGAACCCAGGAGUAUUGCAACUGGAGAGAUUGCUGAAGCAGAUGUUUCCAGCGGGAAAAGCGAGGAGACCACACUUACAACUGUGAAGACAGAGGCAUCCCCCGAAAGUAUGUUGUCUCCCUCCCAUGGCUCAAAUCCCAAUGAAGAUCCCUUAGAGACAGAGUCCCAGCACAAGUUUGAAAUGUCAGACUCAUUGAAAGAAGAAUCAGGGGCUAUUUUUGGAAGCCAGAUAAAGGAUGCCCCAGGUGAGGAUGAGGAAGAAGAUGGGGUCAGUGAAGCAGCCAGCCUAGAAGAGCCAAAGGAAGAAGAUCAAGGAGAAGGCUAUUUGUCAGAAAUGGAUAAUGAGCCCCCUGUGAGCGAGAGUGAUGAUGGCUUUAGCAUACACAACGCUGCACUGCAGUCACAUGCACUGGCAGACUCCAUCCCAAGCAGCCCUGCUUCUUCACAGUUUUCUGUCUGUAGUGAGGAUCAAGAAGCUAUUCAGGCACAGAAAAUAUGGAAGAAAGCCAUCAUGCUUGUAUGGAGAGCUGCAGCUAAUCAUAGAUAUGCCAAUGUCUUCUUGCAGCCUGUUACAGAUGACAUAGCACCUGGCUACCACAGCAUUGUGCAGAGGCCUAUGGAUUUGUCAACUAUUAAGAAAAACAUUGAAAAUGGACUGAUUCGUAGCACAGCUGAAUUUCAGCGUGACAUUAUGCUGAUGUUUCAGAAUGCUGUGAUGUACAAUAGUUCAGAUCACGAUGUAUAUCACAUGGCAGUAGAGAUGCAGCGAGAUGUAUUGGAACAGAUCCAGCAAUUUUUGGCCACACAGUUGAUUAUGCAAACAUCUGAGUCUGGUAUCAGUGCUAAAAGUCUUCGAGGGAGAGAUUCUACCCGCAAACAGGAUGCUUCAGAGAAGGACAGUGUCCCCAUGGGCUCUCCUGCCUUCCUUCUCUCUCUCUUUAUGAAACAUGAAUGGUUUUGGUUGGAUUCUGUACAAGACUAUCACAAUGACACUGAGUUGAGCAACUACUGCAGGUCCCUCAUCAGCACAUGGAACUCCAGUCUGGGUCUUGAUGUGGGCAGCUGGAGGAAAACUGAGGAACUCGAAGAAAGCAGCCCAAGGAGAGAACCUAGUGAGCUGCUUGUGGGGAAUGAAAGCAGUGAGGAGUAUCAGGAUGAGGCAGAGCAAGUCAACCACCAGAACCUCCUCCAUUUUCUCUCUGAGGUAGCUUAUUUAAUGGAGCCAUUGUGCAUUAGCAGCAAAGAAUUGAGUGAAGACUGCUGCCUGCCAUCUGGUACCAGGCAACAGGAAGAAAGGAAAAUUGAAGCUACUAAAGAAAGGAAGUGCUGUAGACAGUUUGAACAACUUUUAGCCGAUGUAGACCCCUUAGAAGCUGAAAAAUCGCUACUGAGAGAAAAUGGAAAGCCAAAGGAGAAGUUACAAGAAUCCAAAGAGGAGGACCAGGGUGAAGGGUAUGGGUCAGAGAUAGAAGAGUCCCCUUUAGGUGAGUGUGAAGAUGGCUUCAGCCUUCAAGAGAGUCCUCUGGUGGAUAUCCUUCUCAACCAUGCAUCCUCCUCAGAUCUGACUGAUCUAAACCAGGAUGAAGCUCUUCAGGAUCAUUUGCUGUUUAAGAAGACUGUUCUGCCAGUCUGGAAAAUGAUUGCUAGUCACAGAUUCAGCAGUCCAUUUCUGAAGCCUGUGUCAGAAAGGCAGGCCCCAGGGUACAAGGACGUGGUGAAAAGACCCAUGGACUUAACUAGUGUGAAAAGAAAUCUGUCUAAGGGACGAAUUCGCACUUUGGCUCAGUUCCAGCGCGACCUGAUGCUGAUGUUCCAGAAUGCUGUGAUGUACAAUGACUCUGAUCAUCACGUGUAUCACAUGGCUGUGGAAAUGCAGCGAGAAGUGCUGGAACAGAUUCAGGUGCUGAACAUUUGGUUAGACCAAAGGAGAGACUUGAGCAGUCUGGAAUGAAAACCUACCAAUCCAGUGGAUGAUGCAAACCUGUUUAAUUGACUUGGAGCUGCUACUCUGCCCUAUUCUCCAGUUUAAACCUCUUAAAACUCUGACCCUGAGAAAACUCCAGUACUUUGUUUUACCACUUUUCUGUUGUUACUCUUUCUAGUCAAAGUAAUACCUUGAUUCACAACCGAGGAGGCAAUGGUACCUGUGGAUAUACUACUAAAAUAAAGGGAGAAGAGCUGGGA
Molecule: messenger RNA, 4328 nt
Organism: Ochotona princeps (American pika)
Lineage: Eukaryota; Metazoa; Chordata; Mammalia; Lagomorpha; Ochotonidae
Gene: BRD8
Product: bromodomain containing 8
Exons: 28
Coding region: 292-4095 (1267 amino acids)
Cellular component (GO): NuA4 histone acetyltransferase complex
Molecular function (GO): protein binding
Source: RefSeq, a predicted model, not a curated record